CAGGUCGUCCUCAGCGGGGGGGCCUGACCUGCUGUCCCGCUCCUCGCUGCAGUGGCUGUGAGAUAGCUUAGAUAGCUUACACGCUUUCCGUGCACAGCUGGAAGGAACACCUGAACGCACUUUUAGCAUUACAACGUUACACAUCGCACGCACGAGAGACGCGACGCGCGCAUUUACUUCCCACCAGGGAGACCCAGAAAUGAUGUCCCGUCUGCCGGGCGGCGACAGGACAACGUGCGGGACCACUGGCACCUUUUUGUCGGCGUGUCUGGUCUCCGCUUGCCAUGCCCUCCGGAACUGCGGGGAGGUCCAGUGCGGCGAUGGCCACCAGUGCUGUCCGCCCAUCGUCACCCUGAACGGCAGUGCCAGCUCCACGGUGCGCUGCUGCAAGCUCCCCAUCCACAUCUUCUUCGACAACGUAGGCUGGUUUACGCGGAAGCUGUCGGGCAUCCUGAUCCUGUUACUGCUUUUCGCCAUGGGCUACUUCAUCCAGCGGAUCAUCUGCCCGCGGCCCCGCCGGAACCCGCACAACGACCGCAGCGAGGAGCCCUCCCUCUUUCACGGCCACGCAUCGGCGUCCCAGGACUCCCUGCUGGACCGGUACCCCGAGUACAGCCUCAGGGAAUUCGCCUCUCCGAACCUGCCAGCAUACGACGAAGUCAAAUAUUUGCCCACGUAUGAGGAAAGCAUGCAGGAGAUGCACAGAGACCGGUCCGAUGAUAACUUGUUGUCGGAAAACGAGAGGGGCGGUCAGGGCAGGGUGAGAGCGGCGGGACCGAGAGCCGGAGACCAGAGACGGGAUGUCCUGGAGGUGUCAGGACCGCAACACAGCCCACGGACAUCUCGGAACUCUGUCUGAGAUUGGACAAAGCCACGGAGACAAUAUAGCAUUCUUAUUUUAAUAUAAUCAGGGUAAUUAUCUUGCGGAGAUAUAAACUCAAGUGCAAUUAUAAUCCUGAAUGUUUAGAAUAAAAGAGGAGGCUGAGAAAAUGUACGUGUUUUGUAAGAUUAUGGAGGAUUACUCGCCUUUUGUAUGCAAAUGACCGCUUGGAGAUUGUGAAGAAAGCGAAGGCGGCUGAAAUUGACGCUCUUUGUGAUAAGAGACAGCUAAUUUGGCUCCGGUACAAUCGCAUUAAGUUUUACUUAAGCACCUCAAUCUUAAGUGGCACCGUGAGACAGUUUUUCUUCUGUCAAAUUCUCGUCCUUUCUUAGUUUUGAUGCUAAAUAUUCUGCUGGACCUGAAAGACCUGCUUUUCUUUUAUUAAGUCUUUAUUCAAUUUGCAUCCAAAAAGAAGAAUAUUUAGUUUAUUCCCCUCAGUAACCUGAAAUGCGGUCCUAAAGAGGGAUGAAGGGAUGAAUAUCAAUUUUAAUACUUUCUGCAGCACACAUUUUUCAUCAGACAGCUUUAGAGCCAGUUCAUUUAUAUCUUAUCAGCAUGGAAGCAAUAUUUUCUUCAAAAUGACACACACACACAUGCACAUACUGUAUAGCCUACACAUUUCAGUGGGGGGGCUAACAGAUGAGGAUUUUAUCUAAGACCUGAGCCAUGUCUCAUAUGCCUACUGCAAAAGCUGAAGCCACAGCAGA
Molecule: messenger RNA, 1587 nt
Organism: Perca flavescens (yellow perch)
Lineage: Eukaryota; Metazoa; Chordata; Actinopteri; Perciformes; Percidae
Gene: c15h3orf80
Product: chromosome 15 C3orf80 homolog
Exons: 1
Coding region: 200-859 (219 amino acids)
Source: RefSeq, a predicted model, not a curated record